Molecule: messenger RNA, 2155 nt
Organism: Centropristis striata (black sea bass)
Lineage: Eukaryota; Metazoa; Chordata; Actinopteri; Perciformes; Serranidae
Gene: lrit2
Product: leucine-rich repeat, immunoglobulin-like and transmembrane domains 2
Exons: 4
Coding region: 92-1642 (516 amino acids)
Molecular function (GO): protein binding
Source: RefSeq, a predicted model, not a curated record
UGUGUUGAACAUCCAGGCGCAUGAAGCUUCUCUUCAAUGUUUACGUGGGUGCAGCUGUGUAGAAGACCGUCAUGGAAGGUCUCUCAUAUGUAUGGAGGAGAGCGCGUUUGGGGCCAUACCAGAGAACCUUCCAGAUGAUAUGACCAAAAUACGCAUAGAGAAAUCUCACUUUACUGAGAUACCCAGAGCAGCUUUCUCUACAACGCCCGCUUUGGAGAACUUGUGGCUGAACUUCAAUGACAUCACACUGAUAAACUCAAAGGGUCUGGAGGGUUUGGGGAACUUAACCGAGCUCCGUCUUCAGGGAAACAAGCUCCGUUCAGUACCAUGGACAGCGUUCGAGGACACGCCGGCCCUCAAGAUCCUGGACCUGAAGCACAACCAGCUGGACGUCCUGCCGGAGCAUGCGUUAAAAUUUUUGCCAGGUCUGACUUACUUAGACUUAUCCUUCAAUCGGCUUACGGUCAUAUCGAAGGAGGUCUUCCAAAACUGGCCUCUUUACCAAAAACUCCAGAGCGCGGAGGAGAGAGAGUCGACGGCUUUCGGCUCGAACGUCGUGCUGGCGCUCCACGACAACGCGUGGCUCUGCGACUGCCGCCUCAAGGGCUUCGUGGAGUUCAUCCGGUCCCUGACUCCCCCGAUUAUCCUGAUGAACUCCUACUUGACCUGCUCAGGGCCGGACUCUAGGGCGGGAAAGUUCUUCCAUGACGUCGGGCUGCAGGCGUGCGUGAAGCCCGUCGUCACCACGCCGUCCUCCAACAUCAGCCUGCCGCAGGGCGCCAACCUCACCCUGCGCUGCCUCGCCAAGGCCAGGCCGGACCCCGCGGUGUGGUGGACAUAUGGUCUGAAGAUAAUCAGAGGAUUUCAUGAGUCUCAGGAGAGAGUGGAUGAGAACACCAUCAGAUCUCUCCUGGUGAUCCCGUCCGUCCACGCAGCUGACCGUGGUCUCUACACCUGUACUGCUGUCAACUUUAUUGGAAACUCCUCUGCCAGCAUCCUCCUGGACAUCCACUCUCCUGACGGCUCCCCGGCAUCUCCCCACCCCGGCAUCGCUGCGUCACCUGCUGUCGCUGAUGAAAACAUCUACAUUGACAUCCGCAUUGCUAAACAGACAGUCCGCGGUAUCACCAUUGAGUGGCACGCUGCCUUGGACCGCCCAGCUGAAACCUGGUUCACCAUCCACUUCGGCCUCGCAGGCGACAAUAGGAAAGAAACGAUCUACAUCGGCCCUGGGAUUAGCUCUUACUCUGUCUCUGACCUGAUGCCUGCCACCAAAUAUGAAAUCUGCGUAACCCUUAAGAACCAGACACCACGUCUCGGCCAGUGCAUUGUGUUUGUAACAGGAAGUGACAUCACUGAGAUGGAACAGAGGGAGAAGCUGAUUCAUAUCGUGGUGAUAGUUUUAGCCAUGGUGCUAGCUGUGCCUAUAGGUAUGUAUGCCUGCACCACUGACACUAAGUUUGACUGCCUGGAGGGUCUCAUGGUGUCCUGGAAGAACUGGCGGCAGGAAAGCAGCUCGUCAGAGGUGGUGCGAGAGAGGCAGGGCACCUUCGACAGCCUGCAGGCCGCUAGCGACGAGGGCCUGGUUAAUAAAGAUUCCAGGGAAGACAGGAAGGACUCGGAGUUUGUUGCAAAGAUGUGAAUGAUGACCGUUUUAUCAAGAGUUUAAUUCAAGGAUUUUCACCACAAUGCAUUCCUGUCUGAAAUAUGACAAACUGGUUUUAUGAUAUAUUCAAUUGUCAAUUAUCACACACUUAAACUUGCUGCUUCAUACCGAGCCUUUCUGACUCACGGCUGCUUCUGAUGAGUACACUUCACACAAAAAAACUCUUUCAGUAGUGGGUGCAUACUUUAUCUUUAUUAUGGAAUUCUGUGUUAGCACUUUAAUAUUGCUCUAUGUAUUUAUAUAUGUAUUUACCUAUUUAUCAGACCUGUCAAUUACGUUGACAUAUUUUUACCAUUACAUAAUGCUAUUAAACCUCUUAAACAAGAUGAUGUAAAAUAAUGAAAGUGAUUGUGACUCUAGAAUGCAGUAUGUUACAAAUACAUGUUGAGCUAUUUUAUUGUUCUUUGAAAGAGCAAGAAUACACAUCAUGUAUCAGUGGAUUUGUGCAAAUACACUAUAUGAAAUCUUUAAUUUCGCUUUUCAUUUUCA